Messenger RNA from Hemibagrus wyckioides, 1277 nucleotides. RefSeq names its product peroxiredoxin-6-like. Gene Ontology annotation, biological process: cell redox homeostasis; cellular oxidant detoxification. Gene Ontology annotation, cellular component: mitochondrion; cytosol. NCBI's taxonomy places the organism in Eukaryota, Metazoa, Chordata, Actinopteri, Siluriformes, Bagridae. The coding region runs from base 79 to 750 and encodes 223 amino acids. Gene Ontology annotation, molecular function: peroxiredoxin activity. The transcript is spliced from 5 exons. The record is from RefSeq and is a predicted model, not a curated record.
GGGGAGCGCGCGCUGCAUCCCUUCUUCCUUCUCCUCCUCAGCAGCAGCAGCAGCACCACCAGCAGCAGCAGAAGCAUCAUGCCGGCUCCUCUACUAGGAGAAGUGUUCCCUAACUUUGAAGCCGAGACCACCAUCGGGAAAAUCAGACUCCAUGACUAUCUGGGAGACUCCUGGGGCAUCCUGUUCUCGCACCCGCGGGACUACACGCCGGUCUGCACCACUGAGCUGGGCCGAGCAGCCGCCAUGAGUCCACAGUUCGCUAAGCGCAAUGUGAAGAUGAUCGGUUUGUCCCUGGACAGUGUUGAGGAGCACCACGGCUGGAGUAAGGACAUCCUGGCCUACAAUAAUGACGAGACCGUCUCCAUCUUCCCGUUUCCCAUCAUAGCAGAUGGAAAGCGUGAGCUGGCAGUGCAGCUGGGCAUGCUGGAUCCGAAUGAGAUCGAUCAGAGCGGUAUUCCCCUGACUGCCCGAUGCGUGUUUGUGAUCGGUCCUGAUAAGAAGUUAAAGCUCUCAUUGCUCUACCCCGCCACUACGGGGCGCAAUUUUAACGAGAUUCUACGAGUGAUUGAUUCCUUGCAGUUAACGGCCAAUCAGCGGGUGGCGACGCCUGUAGACUGGCAGCCUGGAGAUCGGGUCAUGGUUCCACCUAACAUCCCUGAGGAAGAAGCCAAGAGCCUGUUCCCUGCUGGAGUUUACACUAAAGAGCUUCCGUCUGGGAAGAAAUAUCUGCGCUACACACCACAACUGUGAACAGUGGAACCUGGACAAACCCUCAGACGAAACCUCAGACGAACCCAAACCACCCCUCAGAGGACCAAAACCCUGGACGAGACUGAGAGACCAAACACAAACUGAUGACAUAGACAAACAUGCAGGACACUGAAAAUCUGUCGAAUGAUUAUCUUUGUGCUAGAUUAGGGAUUGAACUCAACAAACUACAACGAACUUGAACGACUCAGGCAUAGCUACUGACCAAUCACCAGCGAGAUAUCUUCUGCACCUCGACUUCCAUAAAGACGUGACACAAAACUCACCCUGGCUUCGGAUACAGUUAUACACCGGACUGCAAAAGUCUGUACACCCUUAAGACAAGAUAAAAAUAAGAAAUUUAAUGUACUGUAGAACAUUCUGGAUCAUGUCCACCGUUCCACAACCUCAAGUUGCAUUAUGUUUUUGGAUUGUUGCAGGACAAUUAGAUUGUUGUGCUACAAGUUGAUCUGAAUUGUCCCAGAGUGACCUUCUCUAUUCAAAUAAAAACACAAAGAUUCCUCACUUCA